This is a messenger RNA of Dujonia railenensis, 8847 nucleotides long. The record is from the annotation of a GenBank genome assembly. NCBI's taxonomy places the organism in Eukaryota, Fungi, Ascomycota, Pichiomycetes, Serinales, Debaryomycetaceae.
AUGUCCAAUAUAGAUUCUAUCUGCAUAGGACUUCAAUCUACAAGAAUAAAGGACAGGAAUGAUUCCUUAAUCUUAUUGGAUGAAGUUCUCUUGUCGCCAUCAUCAUGGUCUUCGGUAUCUCCGAAACAAUAUUCGUAUCUCAUAUCGCUGAUCUUCAAACUAAUCGAACUAGAGAAGAAGCUAUACAUAAGAUCAUCAACUAAAAAUUUGGCAAUAGAGCAGCGUCUGAUAACCGCAGUCAACUUCAUAAAAAAGAUUAUAGAAAAUUCGAUCAGAAUUAAAGAAACUGGCUCUAGUACAGGAAGGAGUAACUUAAAAUUUAAGCAUUAUCAAAUUAUAUUCAAUGAGAUUAAGAGCCUAUUACCAAUUGACUCAUCCACAUUGUUUUGGCCAUGUGCAUUUGAGCUUAUUUAUAUAAUUAACAUUUCUCUCAAGCAGAAUUUCGUUAGCGAACAUCUUGGUAAUAAUGAUUGGAUUCAGAUGGUUCGGUUCAUUGUUCGAACGAUAGAGACUAUUCAAGAUGGGACCGUUGGCGGAGUAGGAGGCGGAAAUACUGAUGAAAAUAUAACCCUAGAACUAUUCCAGUGCCUUGGUAUUCUUCUACUGGCAGAUAACUCCACGUCCAUACACCCGCUAGUUCUGUCUAAUGAUAAGGUGUACUUCCUUCUAUUACCAGUUAUAUACAACGCUUCCAAGAGGAUGAAGAAAGAAGGAGCUUUGACAGUAACACUACUCAAAAUAAUAAAUAAAUUAAUAAUGGUACUAUCAACUGAAGAUCUUUAUUUUGUCAAUAAGUUGAUAUUAAUAGGGAUAUCGUUAUUGGUAUCAUUUAGUAGCAGCAAACUUUUAUCAUUACAAUUGCAAAUGGUCAUCUUUCUAAACUUAAAUGGUGUACAUGACUACAUAGAUUUAUCACACUUACCUAAAAUGAACUCAAUUGAAGUAGCAGGAGCAGAUAUUUCGAUUAGAUCUGAUAGUGACAGUGAAACUGACGAGUUUCUCAAGGAUUUUGAAAUGGAAAAUCAAGUGUCUAUGGAUUUCAAAGUUUUACAGUAUAGUAUUGGAGUUUUAAUUCAGUCAUUUUUCCAUUCCUUGGGUCAAGCAAGUUUUCAAAUACCGAGCAGUGGAAUCAGUUUAUUCACUCCUUUCGACAAAAGAAAAAUUACCUGGUUUAACUUAAGGUCAAUCUACUUGAAUAAUAAUACGGAGAAUUCAGAGAGAUUAGUAGUAGCAUGGCUACUUAAUUUAGGAUUAGCAAAAUUGAUGGAAACUUUCUUUAAGUUGAAACGAAAUGUAUCUUCUAGCCAUUCAUCAUCUUAUAAAACAACACCAGAGCCUUCCAGACUGAAGCGCCAAAAACUAGAUUUGGUACAGCAAGUUCUACAGGAUUCGAAGAGCGUUGUAGACUUUGUUUGUAAAAUUUUGAAUUCAAAGCCGGUCCUUGAAGUCCAAAAGAACUCAUUACAAGUUUUAGUCUUUUAUAUUCAGCAGCAGAACGAGAAAAAUCAAAAACAUAAACGUUCGAACACAGAUCUGGCUCCUACGACUGAUAGGAGUGUUCAAAGCUCUUCGUCAACGGCUGAAAAGUUUGCAAGUAGUAGUGCGUUGGAUAUUGACACAACAAUACUAAAUAUAGCUUUUGAAGUGGAAUCUGAAGGCACUGAAAUUGCUCACUCCAAGAAUUUUGUCAUUCGUACUCUCCUCAAUUCAUAUGAUGUCAACAACAACUAUUGGUUUUUGCUAGCCUAUCAAUCAACUACUGAGGAUAACACCAUUCUCAAUGGAGGACUUUCUCAUAAGUAUUAUCUACAAUUAUUCAAGCUGGUUUUACCUUCGAUAAAUAAUUCGUUGAAUAACAAUGUGUCAGAAUUAUCAUGCAAUUUAAUUCAUAUUUUAAUAGAAAAACCGGAUAUAAAUCUAAACAACUUGGUCGAUUCUACACUAAUCGUUCAGUUAGAUAAUAUUCUUGAACUCUCUGAAGUGAAAGGACCUUCCAUUAUUUCUAAGUUUAGUUUCAAAUUCUGGUACUCAAUUCAUAAAAUAAUAAAGAAGACCAAUUUGCAUAAAAAAAUUAAUAUCCAAGUUAGAAUUCAAGAGUGGGCAUUGUCCAAUUGGGACGAUAUAGUUCACAACCUUAGUGAACUGCAAGAAUUUGUAGAAUUAAUGGAAUUUCUUGUCUGGUUAUUUGGAGUUGAUGUAUCAAACUCGAGUUAUAAGUGCACCUUUGAAAUUCCUACUAAUCGAUAUCAAGGUCCCUUAGUUGAACUAUACCAAGGUGUGGAUAAGUAUUGUAUGCUACAGAGUUUUAUAGUGGACCAUUAUAAAAAUGACAAUUAUCGAAUGAAAGAGAAUAUUGCAAAUUUUGGUAUUGAAUCACUUGGCUCAAUUUCUGGAGGUAAAACUGAAGAAUUGUGCUUGAAGAUCUUAACCUACACGAAUGAGUAUCUACUUGCAGAAAAUCCUUCCACCACAAUCUCCGCAAAGUUCGUAUGGACAUUAUUUCUAUGUCUUUUGGUUCUAGGUACUCAAAACGCUCAAGCACUUCAGCUGUUUGUAAAUCCUAUUCAUCUAAAAUGCACUCAAUUGAUUGACUACUUUGCAGAUGCAAAUUUCGACGCUUUAGAGGCAUUACCUUUACUUCAAAUUGUUAACCAAGCUAAUAAAUCAAUAAUUAGAGACUUGUUUUGGUUGGUGGUAAAAAAGUACAAUAAGGAUGCUUUCUCGUUUUCUCCAUUUACGAUAAAGUCACUAGUAGAGGGAAUCAAAAGUGACAAGGUCGUAUCAAGGUUUUCUAAAGAUGACGGAUUUGAAGAGGAUUUCGCACUCACAGUUAGUUCCUAUUCAACAGACACCAUUAAACCGUUGAAUGUUGGGUAUAACGUUAUUUUAACUUUCCUUCUAUUCUUGGCAAAUGAUUUGAAGGUUGCAAAAUAUGAGUCGAUAUUCCUCUGCGUUUUAGAUAUGCUAGAUUCGUUGGAUGAUGAUUCUCUCUUGAAGAUUGCGGACUCACUUUUAAGUACUAAUGAAUCUAUACUAUUUGACGAGGUUAGACCCGAAUUAUUAAGAAGAUUUAUGAGGAUCCUUGGGGAGGGUCCAUUAACGUCUCAUGAACUUGAACGAAGCGAACUAACAAUAGUUGUGAUUUCUAGACUUUUGUCUUCACUAGUCCCUAUUUUUGACAAAUGCAUGGACGAAGAGUUGAAUAAAGAUUGGUUAGAUAUGUCCAAUUGGCUCCUCUUAUGUGGUAAAAAGAGACUUAUUCGGACCGAAUGGACGCUUAUAGAACAGUCAAGAUUUUUGAUUUCUACCAUCCAUAUACUGAAGGAUAAUGAAGAUUUGUUUUUUGAAAAUUUCCACUUUUCAACCAAUAAUAUGAAGAUUUCCUUGGUGCAACAAUUGGAAUGCAUCUUCAAUGGAGAGAAAUCUCGCUUUACAUCCCAGAGGCAAAUGGAGCUUUAUAAAAAGUUAUUUAGCAAUUUCGAAGCACCUCAGCAAUCCAUAACUGCUGCUGCCACAUUUUGCUUAUUCUUCGCUUCCGUAUGUAGAGGCCAAGGUAGUAUCUCUUUGCUGAUAUUUGUUGCAGCAGUCUUCAAUCUUGUAGAAUACGCAAGAUUUUCAUUUUUUGUCCCAUAUAUCAAAUACUCAAUUAGAGCGAUUCUAUGUUCAUGUUUUGAUAAUUUUACUCCAAAAGAUCUAUUUGAAUUGAUUAGAAUUGAUUUGCUUAGGAAUUGGUGGUCUUACAAUAAAGGUAUCGAAAAUUUUCCCUUUGAAUUGUUCGACUUCCAUGAUUUUCAAGCAUUAGUGGAGUUGAACUUCAAAGAAGUAACAGGUUUUUGUAUUGCACUUGAGGGAGAGAGAAGCUUUAGUGAAAGCAACUUGGCAAAGAUUGCCAAAUUUCGAACGACUGACAUUCAAAGUAUUACAAUAGAUAGUUUUCCUUUAAUUAUUUCCUUAGCUUAUACGGAAUCUGGAAUUAAAAAUGAAGUGCAUGGUGUUCUAAAGAAGCUUCUAGGGAAGUUAUAUUCAGAACAAUUUAGAUCAAGACUACCAAUUAUCGUUCUUGAAAUUUUGUCCUUCUUGGAAAUAGCCAACGAGAAUUCGUUGGUAAGUAUGUACCCAGAAUCGACCAUAAUAGAGAAUUUGAUUUCAGUUGGGGAAAGUGUUAUGUUUGAACCUAUUGGAACACUAAUUUCUUUUAGAACUGGAAAUGAAAUGCUCAAGUCUUUAAUUGGAAAAUAUCUGAACAACGAAGAAGCAUUCUGGCAAGACGAAAGGGUGGUGUAUUUCUUUAUUAGAAGACUAUCCUUAAAAUUAACUCAUUCCAAAACAAUUAAAACUAAGCAUUUCUACCUCAGAAGGAUCAAAUUUGUCGUCAUUAAGAGCCAUUCACAACAAAAGAGAAUAAAAUCAACUUCAUUGACUGGAUUAUUGUUUGAAACACUAUGUCCCUUAAUUAAUGAUUCACAAAUUGGAAACGAGGUAUGUCGUAUUCUUUCUCUUUGUGAAAUUGAUCAUUCAGCUUCAUCUAUUCCUCUUUUGGUGACGGUUUUAAAUCAAUUGAUCAGAAGAACAGCUAUUGAUAAAAACAACAAGAUUUUGAGGAUGCUACAAUGGCACAUUGAAACAUCGGAAGAAUCAAAAAGGAGGGUUGUCCUUUUAGCAGUAAUAAGAAAACUUCAAGAUGUACCCUUUGUAUGCUCUAGAAAUGAGAUAGAAGGUUUCAUGAAUUCGAGACUCGAAUUUGAGAGCUGUAGAAUCAAUGGAAGUCUCAGAGAGAUCACAUUUUUGAUAUCGUACAUUUUUCCGAACUCUAAUCAAGCAAUUGAUAAAGCUGAAGAUGUUGUCGUCUCCUAUAUUUCAGAAAUAAGAGGAGACUCGUUUUAUAAUUUACUGACAUCAUCUUUUAUUGAAUGGUGCGGUAGAUACAUUGCAGAGUUUUACCUCUCUGGAAAUGCAGAAGUUAAGUACCUCUCUGAAAUCUCCAAUGAUGAACCAGUCAUAUAUACCAAAAAAUUCGACAAUUUACUUAAACUAGCAUUGAAAUUAUCCACUAAUAAUGACAUCAAAGCUAACGUGGAAGCUCUAAUUGGUGUUUUGCUAUGGAAAUAUGAUGUAAGUAAAUCAGAAGUAAUGAAGUAUGUUGAUUUAACUGAAAUCAUUUCAAAAUACCUGGAUUAUCUAAUUCCUAUUGAUUUUCACUCAUGUAUAGCAUUGAAUUCAAGAGAAGAUGAGAUGAUAAUUCCAAUUGUCUCUUUGAAACAUAUAACUAAAUUAAAUCUGGGGAAAACUUCAUUUGAAGAUUGGACUAUGCAAGCAUUUUUAGUCUUCAUUACUGAAAUUGCAAGAUUUACUAGUAUUGCUCCAUUAUUUUCCAAUUUGGUGGUGAAAGUACCUUCAUUUGCAAGUGGGGCCAUGCCUGAUCUCAUCUGCAUAUAUCUUGGUCUCAAAGGAGAUGAAGGAUCGGCUGAUGUUGUAGAAAUUUUAUGCUUUUUAUUGAGUACAAUAAAGGAAAGAAAUCCUGGCUCGACUGAAGAAAUUAAAUUCUCAAACUUACUAAUAAGGAUAGUUUUAGCAAUUAGGCUUGUCAGUAAGCAAGAUGAACUUAGCUUUGAGAGAGUUUAUUCAAAAUUGGAUUUUAUCGAUCUAUUCAAAAUUGCAGCUCUUCAGGAUGCCUCGACAUCUCUAAUGCUUUUAGAAGACAAAUUGAGCACAGGUGAAUCAGAGAUUGAUAAAAGCAUAGAAACGAGAAGACAAGACUUAUUGAAUUCUGAAACAAAGACCUUGCAAACAAUUUAUGAAUCAAUUGGAGAUGAGGAUAUGAUAAAUGGAUUACCAAUCGAGCCAUCUUUGCAAUUCGCAAUUAACAUGUUAAACAAAGAUAGCUCUAAUAUAGAUCAAGUGAAAUUUAGUAGUAGUUCUUACGAUGCAGAAUUAACUUUGUCUAACACUGAAGAUCAAAACAACACAAAUAUCAUUCAUUCAAUGAUGAAGAACGGAUUUAUGGGAAUCUCUAAGUUAGUAAGCUGGGGUAAUAGCAAUUUUGAGAAUACAGAAGACGAAUCUUCAUACGAGUGGGCUUGGAAGUUGAACUGUUGGGAUACUCCCGUACCUUCCAGUCCUUUUACGGAAAAUAAAAUAAUCUACAAGACGUUAAAACAAAUCCAAGACUACCCAGAUAAAUUUGAAUCGAUUUGCAACAAUUCUAUUACGGAGGCUUUUGAAAAUAGAAAGUGCUUGCCGGAUAAGAUAGACUGGAUGAAAUCUUUGGCUUCAAUUGUAAGUAUUAGUGAUUUAGCUAACUGCUGGCAUUCUGGACCAAAUUUAGUUGACAAUUUAAGAUCUUUCGAUUUGAAGACAGCAUGGUUUGAAGAGAUGAAUGAUCUUGAAGCAAUCGAGAAUAUAUUGCUCUCCAGAAGAGCGUUGUUACAAAUUUUAAGCUCCUCUUCCAUUUCCAGUGAGAAAGAGGAACAGUCUUGGCUAUGCUCUAUGAGUGAAUUGAUAAGAUACAACAAUGUAACAAGGCAUUCUGACAAAUUUUUGCAAAAGUCGCUUAAUUCGACCAUGUUGCUAAAUGAAAUAUCAGAAAUGAAGUUUAGAAAUUCAGACCCAGUUCUCCAAGAAUUUGUAAAGCAAGUAGUGAAGUUUCAAUCUGCUUGUACACUUUGGUCUCAGGGAGAAACUACGAUCCCCGUCACCAUUUUAAGGGAUAUCAACAAUUAUACCCACGCUAGCUUGGAGAUAAAAUUUGAUCUUCCUGAUAAGUUACGAGUUCUCACUGGAGUAGUUAAUUCUUUGCUCGUGGAGUGGAUCUCUGCAUCUAGACAGGAAUUGCCUUCUACCAUAAUGAGUCAAUAUAUAAACCCAACUUUGGAGAAGUUGAUCCCUGGAGAUAAAAAUAGCAAAAUAUAUGAAAGAUUUGCUCGCUUCUGUGAAAAACAGUUAAAAGCUCGAUCACUUCAAGAUAAAUUGAAAAAGAUUAGCAACCUGAUUGAAAGUAGAAAGAAAGAAAAAGAAGAAUUGAAAACUCACUACAACAAAAAGGUUGUAAAUCAUGCGGAAAGAGCGUCCAUUCAAAGGUACUAUAGUAAAUUGAAGGCCCUGUAUGAACAAGAUGUUCAGGAAUUUGAAGCCCUUGAAACUACCAAGGAUGAACUUUCAGACAAAGCUGUUCAGUUUUACUUGCAGAGUAUUGAUUCACACUCUGAAAGCGUCGGACGAGUUCACAAUUCUACGUCUAUCGAUGAAAAUGUAGAUAAGUUCUUUGCGCUCUGGUUGGAGUUUUCUAGUAAGGAAGAUCUAAAUAUCACGAUAAGAGAUGAGUUAUUAAGAUUACCGACCCAUAAGCUCGUUAGCUGGUGUCCACAACUUAUAUCAAGAAUUUCUAAUGAUUCUACGGAAUUUCAAAAGUCACUUCAAUUAUUAAUUCUAAAGAUUUGUCGUGCCCACCCUUACCACUCACUUUACAAUUUAAUAUCUUUGACCCGACACGAUUCUUCUGCUAAAUUCAACCCAACUUCAACAAUUGCUGCAAAGAGUAUUUGGGAUAAAUUGAAGAAUGAACCAGAGAAUAACCCUAUAUUGCAUGAUAUAGAAUCAUUUUGUGAUCAUGCAAUAAAACUUGCAGAAGUUAAGGCAUCAAAAGGUAGAAGCUUUCAAUUAGAUAAGGCUAGAGGCGAUCUGGAUUUCUCAUGGUGGCUAACUGAAUUGCCUCCAAUACCACCUCCCACUCUUGAAAUACCAGUUGAUUUGAGCUUGAAAUACAAAAAUAUCCCUACUUUAAACAAAAUCGACUCCAAAAUUGAAAUUGCAACAUCAGGCUUAAGUCUACCAAAAAUAGCAAAAUUCAUAUUAUCUGAUGGUUCGAAACACAAAAUGCUAUUGAAACAUGGAACUGAUGAUUUAAGGCAAGACUCUAUUAUGGAACAAGUCUUUGAAAAGGUGAACCAGAUGUUUUGGAAUGAUAAAGAGACAAGAAAGAGAAAUCUAAGAGUUAGAACUUACAAGGCUGUGCCAUUGGGCCCACAAAAUGGAGUUAUAGAAUUUGUACCAAAUUCUAUGGCUUUGAUAGAUGUAAUACGCCCUUAUCAUCAAACACGAGACAAGUUGAAGGUUGAACUUGCCAGAGAGAAGAUGAAAAAAUGCCAAGCUGAGUCGAAAAUAAAAAGAGUUGCUGUGUAUGAAGAAAUUACUAUAGAGAAGAUACAACCAGUCUUAAGGUUCUUCUUUCUUGAUAACUUUACGACCCCUGAAAAAUGGUUUAAAAGUCGGAUUUUAUAUACGCAUGGAAUUGCAUCCACAAGUAUCGUAGGGUACAUGUUGGGUUUAGGAGAUAGACAUUGCAAUAAUAUUUUGCUUGAUAAAGAAACCGGUGAACCUAUCCAUAUUGAUUUAGGUGUCGCAUUCGAUCAAGGAAAAAGGUUACCAAUACCUGAGACUGUUCCCUUUAGACUUACAAGAGAUAUAAUAGACGGAUUUGGAAUUACUGGAGUAGAAGGGACAUUCAGAAAAUCAUGUGAACAUAGCUUUAGGGUAUUAAGAAACAACAAGGAUCAUGUUUUAGCUAUCUUAGAUGUAUUACGUUGGGAUCCAUUAUACUCGUGGUCAUUGUCACCUCUUAGAAAACACAAAUUACAAGAUGACGACAAUGCAGAUCAGGGCUAUGGAAUAUUACCCCCAGCCCAAUCACACGAAGAUGGUUCAGAAGCAGGAAGAGCAAUCAAUAGAGUAGCUGACAAACUCAUUGGAGAAGGAUUAAGUAUUGAAGCUACUGUUCGAGAAUUAAUCCAAGAAUCUACCAGUAUUGAAAAUCUAGCAAUGAUUUAUUGCGGUUGGUGUCCAUUUUUCUAA